UUUUUUUCUCUGGUCUGAAUUCAUUUACGGUUUGUGUACGUGUAUCUGUCUGUCUGUCUCUCUCACUCUCUUUCCAUUCAUUACGUACACGCGCACACACACACACCUACAUAUACAAACAGUCUCUUUCUUUCGCUCUUUCCCUCUCUUUCCUCGAACCACUCGCAGUUUUACAUACACUACAUAUUCAAGCAGGCGUGCGCACACUCACCUCUACUUCAUUACUAACUACUAGGACAUCUUUAUAUACACACCAAACCACACAUACAUAUAUCGCUAAAAAAACCUUCUCCCAGUGACCAACCGAAAUCAAAACAAUACUCACCACCACCAACAACUAAAAACAGCUAUAAUUACAACCACAACAAGCUUACAAUAAAGUAACUACUAUCACCAAUUACUUGUUGUUACUUGUCAUCGUUGCUACUCUUGCUGUAGUUUGGAGAAAUUUUAGUGUGAAAAAAAGUCUAAACACAGAACGAACAAAAAAUCAGCAACAUGGGUCUCGGAGGAUGUUAUACUUGCAUCAAAUAUUUGAUGUUUGCAUUCAACUUCAUUUUCUGGUUGUUGGGAUGUGCCAUCCUUGGUGUCGGAAUAUGGAUCCGCAUCGAUCCAACGUUUCAAAUGUACAUCGAUGAUAACUUCAACCUGCCAUAUUUGGGUGCCUAUAUUCUUAUAGGCGUUGGUGUUCUGAUGAUGAUAAUAGGAUUUAUUGGUUGCUGUGGCGCUAUCCGUAAGAGCCAGUGUCUUCUUGCUUCGUUUUUCAUAUGCCUCUUCAUCAUUUUUGCCAUCCUCCUCGGUGCUGGAAUCUUCGCCAUUAUCUCAAAGUCAAAUGAUGAAUUGGAUUUGAUGGGUAACCUUGUCGAGGAUAUGUUGGACAAUGCUGUUGAAAAAUAUGACACAAAUAAGGCAUCACAGAUUCUUAUGGACAGUGUACAAAAGGACUUCAACUGCUGUGGAUCUACUCGUGGUAAAAUUGACUACGGUGAUACUAGUCCACACGUCAAGACUUGCAUUCGGGAUUUUUAUGAUAUUCCGUGCAAAAACAAGUUGACAGAGUUCUUCACAGACUACAUGGUCAUCAUUGCAGGUGUCGCCAUUGGUAUUGCCAUUGUCAUGAUUCUGGGAAUGAUAUUCUCAAUGAUACUUUGCUGUUCACUUCGAGAAGUAGCAUAGAUGCCAGGACUAAUUUGCUGCUCUUCUCCUUUGUAAUUGUUUCCGACUGGUCUGUUGUGUUUUCUUUGCUAAGAAUAUAAAGGAAAAAGAAAAAGAAAAAAAAGAAAAAAAGCUUAAGAUUUUUUUUUACAAAAAAAAUUUAAAAAGAAAGUAAGAAAGAAGAAAAUAUGAAGAAAGAACCUACUGCGACAACUAUAGCCACUUGAACAACAAAAACUACAAACAACAGUCUGUCAUAUAUAAAUAACAACAUCAUUGUUGAUGACAUUU
Octopus sinensis (East Asian common octopus) is the source of this 1446-nucleotide messenger RNA. Its product is annotated as CD81 protein. Bases 499 to 1176 code for a protein of 225 amino acids. Lineage: Eukaryota; Metazoa; Mollusca; Cephalopoda; Octopoda; Octopodidae. Gene Ontology annotation, cellular component: membrane. The transcript is spliced from 9 exons. The record is from RefSeq and is a predicted model, not a curated record.